GUCCCUUGGCUCAUCAGUCAAACACUCUCACCUCGUCGCGUUCCGCUACCGCGUUUUCCAGCCUCUCAGCUCAAUUCGCCGACCUCGAGUUUUCCUCGUGCAUUUCCCGCCGACUGUGUUUCUAGUACCGCUAGUGCACCCAUCAGCUCUCGGGCAUAACCUUAGGAACCUCUUUCCUUGGCAAGGCCUUCUAUCAUCGUACCUUAUCGACCUGGUCCGCACCCGUGUUCCUUCAAUAGCUAAGAGCUCGCUCUAGAACGCCAGACCACUCGUGACCUAGCUUACCAGCAAUACGGCUGCCAUCCUUCCAUAUCCACUGCUGCCACGUACAGUCUCCCACCAUGAGGGAAUAUAAGCGACGCUCGUUGAGUUCCGACCUCCAGAGAGAGCCACAGCCCAGUCGCUCGCUCAGCUCGAACGCGUUCCGCAAGUCCUCAGUGCUCCUGAGCCAGCUAUCCGCGCCAUCGUUCCCGGCUUUCCAAGCCGUCUGCGACACUCCGCGCGGGCCCUGCCCGCGUUCGCGCAGCCUUUUCUCGGACACGAGCGAUGUCGCAUUGCCGUCGGCGAUUUUCGCCAGCGACUCUGCAAUCGCUGCCUGCGCUGGCGACUCACCGUGUGAUCGUUCGAGCCAGGGCAGUAGCGCGUGUCUGUCGCGCAACAACAGCAACGCCAGUCGCACGUGCGACGAGCCAGAGAUCAUCAGCCCCAAGUUGCGACUACCGACGUCACGCGAGUUCAGUCGCUUGCGACUCUGCUCGUCGGAGGCGGGCCCCAGCUCGUCACUCUUUUCGCGAAAAGUCGCCUCGCCGUUACGCAAGCGAGACGACAACGCGCGACUGAAGCGAAAACGGCCGCCCAUGCUCAACAUCCCCGCAAAGGAUUCCUUCUCCGCGUCCCCGACAACGACGCCGGGAAAUACGCCGGGUAACACGCCGGGAAGCACGCGCGCGAGGGAGGCGGAGGAGGCGGCGAGCGAGCUCGUCGCGGUGGGGCCGUCGUACGCCGUGAUGUGCAAAAAAGGGCGGCGCGAGUUCAUGGAGGACGCGUACCAAGCCAUCCCCCAGUUUGGCACGUCCCCCGGCAAUGCCUUCUUCGGCGUGUUUGACGGCCAUGGCGGCACCAUGGCGGCGCGAUUCGCGGCGGGCAACAUCGCGGGGAACGUGUUGAAAGCGGCGCAGCAGGGCGCAGAGAGCGCGGAGGCAGCUAUGGUGGAGGGCUUUAAGGAGACCGAUAAACAGUUUUUGCAACAGAAUCUGGGCAGCGGCGCGGCUGUGGUGACGUGUUGGGCUGCUCCCGGUUCACUCCACGUGGCACACGCAGGCGACUGCCGCGCCGUGUUGUGCCGAAAGGGCGCGGCGAAUGUGCUGACGUCAGAUCACAAGGCAUCGCGGGAAGACGAGCGCGACAGAAUCGAGAAUCUGGGAGGUCACGUAGACAAUUUUACGGGCACAUGGCGCGUGCAGGGGGUGCUGGCUGUUACAAGAGGCCUUGGCGAUGCUAACUAUAAGGAGUACAUCACGCCGGAACCAGAGGUCGUGCAUGUACCCGUUACAAAAGACUGCGACUUCCUUAUAAUGGCGUCCGACGGCCUCUGGGAUGUGGUGACCAAUCAAGAGGCUGUAGACAUCGCGCGGUCGUGCCUGGAACCAGAGAUCAGAGCAUACAAGCGCAACAACCCUCCCUCCCACAAAACCAGUGCAUCCUCCCUCUCCUCCCUCUCCACCAUCCCCUCCUUCUCCUCUACCUCCACCGACUCCUCUCUCACUCUCAACUCCCUUAACUCGGACGGCAAAGAAUCUGCGUCUGAUGAUGGUCUGACAACACCGUCCCCAGAUGCCCAUCAGAGCAUCAAGCUCAACCCACUGGUCCUAAAAACGCCUCGAGAGCGUUCGGGCAGCUUUUCUGCUUCUGUUGCGACUCUGAAGCAGGUAACCGAAUCAGCCCAAGAAGGGGAUAACCAGGGCCCAGAUCUUGCCGCCUGCUCUCCCACCGAGGAAUCUGACGUGUCCUCCAGUAGUGAAGACUCGGGGAAUGAGGAGAGUGAGGAGGGGAAUGACGAGGGGAGUGAGGGGAGUGAGUCUGAGGGUGUUGCUGGCAUGCAGGGGAAAGCGCUAGGAACCGAAGAGUCGGUGAAAUCCGCACUGCUGCUGGCGUGUCAGAAAUUGGUGGAAGCUGCUGGGAAGCGAGGCAGCUAUGAUGACACGAGUGUCAUGGUCGUAUCACUGGCGCACUACAUGGUCUGACAUGGCCGUUAAGAUUGAAGCGAUUUGCCGUCUGCUGGUCCUCACAUGGUCCGCGGACACGAGUGUCAUGGUGGUAUCGCUGGCAGAGUUCAGGGUCUGAUGCCGCAUGGUCGGUUGGGUUGACGAUGUGACUUUUGAGUCGACUCAAAAGUCAUCUGAGUUCAGGGUCUGAUGCCGCAUGGUCGGUUGGGUUGACGAUGUGACUUUUGAGUCGACUCAAAAGUCAUCUGAGUUCAGGGUCUGAUGCCGCAUGGUCGGUUGGGUUGACGAUGUGACUUUUGAGUCGACUCAAAAGUCAUCUGAGUUCAGGGUCUGAUGCCGCAUGGUCGGUUGGGUUGACGAUGUGACUUUUGAGUCGACUCAAAAGUCAUCUGAGUUCAGGGUCUGAUGCCGCAUGGUCGGUUGGGUUGACGAUGUGACUUUUGAGUCGACUCAAAAGUCAUCUGAGUUCAGGGUCUGAUGCCGCAUGGUCGGUUGGGUUGACGAUGUGACUUUUGAGUCGACUCAAAAGUCAUCUGAGUUCAGGGUCUGAUGCCGUAUGGUCGGUUGGGUUGACGAGACCUGCGAGCGUGCUGGUGUUGGAAACUGAGGUCCUGGUCCGAAGCUGCUGUUGGAGACCGCUGCAAAGCGAGGCAGCAAAGCGAGGCAGCAAAGGGAGGCAGCUUUGAUGACACCACUGUCAUGGUCCGCUACAUCCUACAAUGCAGCCACUUCGAGUGUAGCCAGUUGGUUACCCAACUAAAGGGACCGAAAGUGCGCAUGGUAGAUGGCAUAUGGCCACCAAGUGUUGGCAUACACUCAUGGCACAGUAAGCUGCCCUGCGGGUGACAUGUUUUUCCUUUUUUUACCCAAGUCUAUUGGGUUAUCUACCUCCAUCCACCCGUAUAUUGUAUACACUUUUCUUCAUUUAGUGGUGCAAACCUUGAGGAAAUAGUC
Molecule: messenger RNA, 3179 nt
Organism: Closterium sp. NIES-67
Lineage: Eukaryota; Viridiplantae; Streptophyta; Zygnematophyceae; Desmidiales; Closteriaceae
Source: the annotation of a GenBank genome assembly